Molecule: messenger RNA, 3492 nt
Organism: Naumovozyma dairenensis CBS 421
Lineage: Eukaryota; Fungi; Ascomycota; Saccharomycetes; Saccharomycetales; Saccharomycetaceae
Gene: ZDS2
Product: Zds2p
Exons: 1
Coding region: 1-3492 (1163 amino acids)
Biological process (GO): positive regulation of G2/M transition of mitotic cell cycle; establishment of cell polarity
Cellular component (GO): cell septum; cytoplasm
Source: RefSeq, a predicted model, not a curated record
AUGUCUGAAGAGCCAACAAAUCAUCCACAACUGAGAAAACAAACAUCGAGAAGCUAUGGUAAUGAUAAUAUCAAUAAUGCCGCAUCCAUACAGCAAGCUCGAAAAGAGAAAAGAAAGUCUGAUAUGUUCAUAGCUGCUAAAUCCUUAGAUAACGAAUUACAAAGUGUUCAAAAUUUGAAAAGAUUGUCCAUCGGAUCCAUGGAUUUAUUGAUAGAUCCAGAAUUAGAGUUUAGGGUGAAUAACAAUAACAAUAUCAGUAGCAUCAGUAAUAACAACAACAAUCUCUCGAUUCACAACUCUUCCACUUCACCAUCUUCGUCAUUCUCUGCAUCCUCAUCGUCUUCCUCUUCUUCUUCAUUUGCUGUAGAUACAUCAAUAAGUCUUGAGAAAAAUAUAUCAACAAGUCCGGAAAUAUCGACUAAUAUUCCUAAUACUAUCAACAGUAACAGCAACAACAAUGACAUCACUCAAGACACAGAGGUAAGUAUCGAAGAUAGUAUCGAUGUAACACAAUCUGAAUAUUUACAUGAUGAGGCAACAUUAAAGAAAAAAACUCAAAAUGAUAUGAAUAUCGAGACAUCAAACGAUCAACCAAACUCCUUACAAAGAUCAUCACAUCGAAGUAUGAGUGGUGUUGGUUCAUUGAAAAGAAAUGGAUUGAAUAGAAGGAAAUUACCAUUUUUAUCCUCCUCUUAUGCUUCUACAUCUUCAACAUCGAAACAAUCAAUACUAUCAUCUCAAAGUGAGAAAGAUCCAACUUUUACUUCAUCUUCAUCUUCUGAUAAUUUAACUCCACAAAACUUAUUGUGGGUCCCAGCAAAUCAGCAUCCAAAUAUUAAACCAGAAAGCUAUUUAGAAUUGGUUCAAGAUACAUUACAUAAUAUUCAUCUCGAUGAUGAUAAUCACAAUAAUGAUGAUGCGAAAGUCUCUACAGAUGAUGAUUUAUACAGUAUGGAUGGCACUGAUGAAACAAACAAAGAAAACUUAAAUAUCGAUUACCUUACAAAACCGUCAACAUCAGAAUUAAGGAGAAAGAAUAAAUCUUUAGUACGAAGACCUUCAGGUUUAAGAAAAUCAUACACUGAAUUUGAAGAAUUUAACACCAGCGACGAGGAAGAUGAGACAUCCGAUUGUGAAGAGGAACAACAGCUAAGUACUGAUAAUAGCACAAAUAAUGCCAACCAUCACCAAGAUAUUAUAAUAAAUAAUAAGACUCCUGAGAUAAUAAUACCGAAAGGCAACACUAGAUCAUCAAGGUUUGUUUCACUGAAAGAUAUUACUGAAGAAUUAACAAAAAUUUCAAAUAAUGCUGGGUUGACAGAUUCAGAUGCAAUCACAUUGGCAAGAACUUUGAGUAUGGCUGGAUCAUUCCAGGAUAAUAGUAACAAUAAUCACAACAGUGACAACUUCAAUGAAGAACAAAAUGGUAAUACACCUGAAGAUGAUGAAUAUGCAUCGAACAUGUUCAUGAAAAACGGAUUGACCAUUCCAACAAGAUCUUCCUUAAGACGGAGUAGGUUUAAUACAUAUCGUAUAAGGUCAGGAUCAUCAUCAACAUCAGCACAGUCAUCGUCAUCAUCGAGAACAACAAGUGGAUCUCAAAUGACAAAUAAUAACAAAACUGUGACUGAACCAGGUAGAGGAAACCAACCGGAAGAUCAUAACAAUACGCCUGCUUCACAUUAUACGGCAAGACUUUCCUAUAUGUCGACUACAUCACCUGGUUCGAUAAGUGAUUUAUAUGAUCAUUAUCAAAAUUCAGAUUCUGAUGUAACGCCAAAAGCUGAACAACAAAAUAACAACAAUAUUGAUAAAUUAACGGCUUCUAACAGUAAUAAUACCAAUACCAAUAACAUUAACAGUAAUAAUGAACAAUAUAAUAUAAGUUCAGAUCUUAGUCAUGCUUCAGUUUCACAAGAUAGUAGUUUUCUAUCAAACGAAAGUUCAAAUAAUAGUAUUCUUAUCAAACCACAAAGUUCUCAAUCCAUGUUACAGGAGAAUAUAGACAAUCAAACAGAGUCACCAGCAUGUGAAUUACCAGUCGACAGUACAAGACAAAAUAAUAACGAAAAACAGCAACAACAACAACAGCAGCAUCUUCAUAAGCAUGCGAAUGAUGACAAAAACCAGAAACAAGAUCAAGAAAAUAAUCACUUAUUUUCCAAGCGGAAUGGUUGGCACUGGUCAUCACAAAAGAAUCCUAUAGAAUCAAACACUGAGCUAUCUCAAGCUAAUCAGACAACCACUAAUAAUAAAAGUCGUCACCUUCAAUUUUUCUCUCAUUCAGCCGAUUUAAAGGAUGAAUCAACGAACUCCAGUACAACUGACACUGAUACUAGUACACUUGCCCAAAAAAAGGAAACAUUCGAUAAAAAAUUUGCUAAAUUGUUUAAAAGAAAAAGUCAUGAAAAUAAAAAUAUACUUAAGACAAAGAGCUCAAACUCAAGUCUUUCUAAAUUUAGGAAACAUGCUAAGAAGAGCGAUACAAGGUUAUUAUCAAAUACAAACAAAGUUGGUACUUCUCCUCCUCCUCCUUCUUCAUCGAACAUUACAGAUCCAGAUAGAACAAUGAAUCAUCAAUCCAACUCAGAGAAGACAUCACUAACACCAACGCCAAAGUCGAAGUCUUUGAUUUCUAAGGUAGCACCUGUAUCAAUUCCAACACCAACCAUAACCAUAUCACCAUCCUCUGAUUUUGUGACACAGAGUGAAGAUAUUAAUGAUGAAAGAAACAAAAACGAAGAUUUAUUCGAUUUGCCUGCUUUACAGCCGGCAGUAAGUUUUUCAAGUACCAAAACAACUACUAGUACAUCUAAUAAUGAAAUUGAUAGUAAUAAAUCAUCAAAAGAAUUCGUGGAAACCGUUCGAGAAAUAGAAGGUGAUGAUUCUCAAGAAUUAAGCGGUGGAGAUAUUUCGUAUGAAGAUAAUAAUAUCAAGAACCAACUCCAAGAAGAUGAAUCAGUUGUUUCUCCCGAAGAUCACUUCGAACUUUCACAAGAGAGCAUUGAAGCUGAAGAUCAAACGCAAUCUUUCAAUGAUUCUGCCACACAACCAUUAUCUCAACAACAUGGAUUACCUCCAAGAAAAUUAACAUUUGAUGACGUGAAGAGACCUGAGAGACCGAAUGCACCUGUUGAAUUUACAGAUAGUGCAUUUGGAUUCCCUCUUCCUGCAUUAACUGUAUCUACUGUUAUAAUGUUUGACCAUAGAUUAGGAAUCAACGUGGAAAGAGCUAUUUACCGAUUAAGUCAUUUGAAAUUGAGUGAUUCCAAAAGAGAGCUACGAGAACAAGUCUUACUGAGUAACUUUAUGUAUGCCUAUUUGAAUCUUGUAAAUCAUACUUUGUACAUGGAACAAGUUGCUCAACAGGAAACGAUAGAUAAUGUUGAAUUUACCGGAGAUGAUGCGAAUGAUCAUCAAAUGAAUAUGGUGACUGGUAAUGGUGGUAUAUACAAUGAUUCAAACGGGUCCAUUUUAAUACCCGAUAUAUAA